Medicago truncatula (barrel medic) is the source of this 1994-nucleotide messenger RNA. RefSeq names its product TMV resistance protein N-like. The record is from RefSeq and is a predicted model, not a curated record. Gene Ontology annotation, biological process: defense response. Bases 462 to 1835 code for a protein of 457 amino acids. Gene Ontology annotation, molecular function: ADP binding. NCBI's taxonomy places the organism in Eukaryota, Viridiplantae, Streptophyta, Magnoliopsida, Fabales, Fabaceae. The transcript has 2 exons.
ACGAAAAAAAACAGUAAGUCAUCUCCUCCAUUUCCUUCCAUUUCUAAACCCUCCAUCGAAACACAUAUGUCAUACAUCUUUAAUCUCGAUAGGUCUAAAAAAUCUAUCAAAUGAUAUUUUAUUUAUGUAAAAAAGUUAUUUGGAUGAUCUAUACGAUACAAACAUACAAUCCUACUGUUAGGUUUUGAAAAUAUGUAGCAAGUAAAAAGAUAUUGAGCAGUGUAACAUUGCUUUAGUUUGAGCCCUCCUACACUCUCUCCCUCCGUAAGAUAAAAAAAGUUGUAUAUGAAACAAAGGAAAUGUUAUUUUACAUCUUUUAAAAGUAUUUGAAUAGAUUGUAACUUUCUUUGAGCAUAGAUAUUGAUGCUUGCUAUUUGUAAACAUUUCUAUCUUCAACAGACACAUCCAACAAUAAGUUUUUUACUCAAGUUUCCCCCUACUUUUGACAUAUCUGAGCAUGUAUGUCUAUAUAUACGUAUACAUUCUAUUUUUGUAGGAAUGAAAGUGAGUAUAUCAACGCUAUUGUUGACCGGAUUUCAGACUUGUUGAAUAAGACAGACUUGUUUAUUUCGGAUAACCCUGUGGGAAUUCAAUCUCGAGUGAAAGAUGUGAUUAACUGUCUAGACUUCGGAUCAAACGGUGUUCAACUAGUAGGGAUGUGGGGUAUGGGGGGAGUUGGCAAAACAACCAUUGCAAAAGCUGUUUACAAUAAGAUUGGCCGCGAGUUUGAAGGUAGGAGCUUCCUUGCAAAUAUUAGGGAAGUUUGGAAGCAAGAUGGUAGACAAAUAAUGGGUUUACAAGAACAACUUUUAUCUGAUAUCUGUAAAGAAAAAACCAAAAUAUCAUACAUUGACAAGGGAAAAAACACAUUAAAGGAUAAACUUUGCGGUAAAAGAGUACUUAUUGUACUUGAUGAUGUGAGUACCCUAGACCAACUGAAUACUUUUUGUGGAAGUCAUGAAUGGUUUGGCAAAGGGAGUGUAAUAAUCAUCACAACAAGAGAUUUGGUUUUACUCAGAGGGAGAGUUAACAGAAUAUACAUAAUGACAGUAAUGAAUGAAAGUGAGUCAAUUGAGCUUUUUAGUUGGAAUGCAUUCAAGCAAGCGAGACCCAAAGUAGAUUUUUCUGAAAUUUCCAUGAAUGUGGUUAAGUAUUCUGGAGGGUUGCCGCUAGCUCUGGAAGUCCUUGGGCGUAAUUUGUUUGCUAGAGGGGUAACAGAAUGGCAAUGUGUAUUGGAGAAACUCAAAAGAAUUCCUAAUGCUCAAGUGCAGAAGAAGUUAAGAAUAAGUUAUGAUGAUUUGGAAGAUGCUGAUGAGCAAGAAAUAUUCCUUGACAUAGCUUGUUUCUUAAUUGGAAUGGACCGAAAUGAUGUUAUACUCAUAUUAAAUGGCUGUGGACUUCAUGCAGAAAUUGGAAUAAGCGUCCUUGUUGAGAGAAGCCUUGUGAGUGUUGAUGAUAAGAACAGGCUUGGAAUGCAUGAUUUGCUGCGAGAUAUGGGAAGAGGAAUUGUUCGUGAGGAAUCACCAAAGAGUCCUGAGAAGCGUAGCAGGUUGUUGUAUCCGGAGGAUGUGAUUGACGUAUUAUCAAAACAAACUGGAAAAGAAAGUGUUAUGGGACUGGCUUUGAAGUUGCCUAAAGCUAAUAAAUACUGUAAAGCAAUGAAAACUUUUAGAGAACGCCAAUGUCCAUCUUCUGUGGAACGAAUCCAGGGUAUUACACUUCAUGACGCACUUCAUUUUAGUUUUUCACACUUCAUGACUUAUUUUCACUUUUUAUAUUUAUGGCUGAAAUUUAAAUUAAAAAAAAAAUACCGACGAUUGAAGUUAAAUCUCUAAAUAAAUUUUAUUUGCUUUUAAUUAGUGUACACCAUUUUGAAAGCUACUUCAACUACUACACCGGUGUAAAUGUUUUAUUUUCUAUUCUCAUUCAUGGUUAGUGAUACAUUGUAAUUGUUUCUAUUUACUUUUUGAAGUCUGACCAAGUUUCUCCAUUAU